Molecule: messenger RNA, 2712 nt
Organism: Elgaria multicarinata webbii
Lineage: Eukaryota; Metazoa; Chordata; Lepidosauria; Squamata; Anguidae
Gene: ARHGEF19
Product: Rho guanine nucleotide exchange factor 19
Exons: 15
Coding region: 1-2712 (903 amino acids)
Biological process (GO): activation of GTPase activity; regulation of actin cytoskeleton organization
Molecular function (GO): guanyl-nucleotide exchange factor activity; protein binding
Source: RefSeq, a predicted model, not a curated record
AUGGAAUUCCUCUCGUGGGCUGAACCUGAACAGGGCGGUGGCCUUUCCAUCGGGGAGGGGCCGCCCACGCUCUCUGUGGCUGUCCUCAAACCCCAGAGCGUGAGGACCCUGGCUGGGCCACACACCCUGGCACCUCUGGGAGAAAAAGCAGAUGCUCUUGUCUCACCUCCUCCUGAGGAUCUGGAAAGCUCCCCCCCUGCAAGCCGCGUGGGAUGCCUGCUUGGCCCCCCGGAGAUCGGGGACUUUCCCAGCCACCAACCCUGCCAGGAGGAGAUCCACAGUGAGGACCGCCGGCCCACAGGCUCCUGGCACCAAGACGUGGGAUGCGAUGCUGAAAGCAGGAGCGCAGGAGCCUGGCCAGGCUCGGCGGGGCUCUCCGGUGCCCAGGGGAGGCAGGCUGGCAAGGCCGACAGCUGGCCCCAUGGGGCCACCACCCUGCCGCCGCCACACCGCCCCGCCUCCUCCUCUCACAGUGACUCGUACCUCCACCAAGAGCCCAGCAGCGCCCCCUGGCUGGCCGAGUGCCAGCGGCGAGCUUCCCUGGGAAGGGCCGGCCAGGAGAAGAGGGCCCGAAGGAAGAUGCGCGUCUACUCCUCCAACAGCCCAAGCGAGGAGUCCUUCAGCAGCCCCAGCUUGGACGGCAUCACUCUCCUCCCAGGAGCACCGUUCCCCAGAGAUUGCCCCCAGAGCUUAGGCAAACCAGCCCCCAGGGAGACAGAGAGGCUGGGAUUGCAGCCAGCACCUGAACGCCUUCCUCCUCCUCCUCCUCCUCCAUGCGAGGUGCCUGAAUCACUGGACCCUGCCUUGGCCCCUGGCUCCCGAGGCCCGGUCACCCAGGAGAGCAGGAGGCGCUUCUCCGCCUCGGAGAUGAUGAACAAGCUGCAGCUCUCCCAGCGCUGCCGGACCACCUUCUCUCUCAAGCUGGGCAAGUCCUUCCCUGCCAGGGAGAGGGGAAGCCAGCCAGCUGGGCAAGAUAAACCAGCUAGAAAGGAGAGGAGCCUCAGUGGAGGCGCCAGCAACUGGGCUCAUGACCCAACCUCUGCUGCAUCGGCCAGAGAUGAAAGGAGCUCCAGGAAUGACUCAGCAGCAGAGGAGGAGGAGGAGGAGGAGGGCACGAUCCACCAAGAUGCGUUGCCACUGCAGGAGAAACGGUGCUCCAGAUUCCUCCUGAACUCCAUCCUGUACCAAGAAUACAGCGCCGCCGCCACCAACCGCGAGAUCCAACGGCAGCAGCGGGAAGACGCCUUGGGGGAGGAAGAGGAAGGGCCAUCAGGGGCUCUGCUGCCCCCCAAGGGCAACCUGUCCCCCAGCAGCUCCUUCCGCUCCCAGCGUGCCUCGGGGGGCUCCAGCUUUUCGCUCUGGCAAGACAUCCCCAACGUGCGCAGCAGCGGCUUCCUGGGUACCAUCAGCAUGCAAGCAUGCAAGCUGCAGGAGGCCAAGUUUGAGCUGAUCACCUCAGAGGCCUCCUACAUCCAUAGCCUGUCCAUUGCGAUCGAGCACUUCAUGAAUUCGAGGGAGCUCAACGAGAGCCUCAGCGCCCGGGAGAAGCAGUGGCUCUUCUCCAAGCUCCCGGAGGCCAAGGGCGUCAGCGAGAGAUUCUUGCGCGACCUGGAGGAGCGCCUGGAGGAGGACGUGCUGCGCUUUGAUGUGUGUGACAUCGUGCUGUGCCAUUGCCCGGCCUUCCGCCGCAUCUACCUCCCGUACGUCACCAACCAGGCCUACCAGGAGCAGACCUACCAGCGCCUGCUAAUGGAGAACCCCAAGUUCCCAGGAAUCCUGGCAAAGCUGGAGGAGGGCCCGGUCUGCCAGCGCCUGCCCCUCACCUCCUUCCUCAUCCUGCCCUUCCAGAGAGUCACACGCCUCAAGAUGUUGGUAGAGAACAUCCUGAAAAGGACGCUGCAGGGGUCCCGGGAUGAGGAGACAGCCACGAAGGCUUUCAAUGAACUGAAGAAGCUAGUCAAAGAAUGCAACACCAGCGUCCAGUCCAUGAAAAGGACGGAGGAGUUGAUCCAUCUUAGCAAGAAGAUCCAUUUUGAGAGUAAAAUUUUCCCCCUGAUCUCCCAGUCUCGCUGGCUCGUGAAACAUGGGGAGCUGGUGGAAGUGGACAUCCACGUCAGCAGCGCCUCCAGCAGCUCCAAGCUCAAGCUCUCGGCCAAAAUGGUCUACCUCCACCUCUUCAACGACUGCCUCCUCCUGUCCCGUAAAAAGGAGACAGGCAAAUUUGCGGUCUUCAUUCAUGCCAAGCUGCACGAGCUGAGGGUGACCGACCUGAGCUCCAAGCUGCACGGCAUCCCCGGACAGAUCUUCCUCCUGCAGCUCCUGAGCAACCAGCCACUGACGCACCAGAUCCUGCUGCGCACGCAGAGCGAGAGCGAAAAGCAGCGCUGGAUCUCAGCCCUGGUACCCACCAGCCCCCAGCUGGACAAUGAGCUCAUCUCCGAGAAUGACGACAUGGCCCAGGUUCAGUGCAUAAAGGCGUACAAGGCCCAGGAGCACGAUGAGCUGAACUUGGAGAAGGCCGACAUUUUGGGUGUUUGGAUGAAGACCAGCGAUGGCUGGAUGGAGGGGAUCCGCUUGUCUGACAGGGAACAGGGCUGGCUCCCCGCGACUCACGUGGAAGAGAUUGCCAGCCGGAGAGCCCGGCUGCGCAACCUUCGCGAGAACAGCCGCAUCCAUCACGCCACGCGGACGCUGGAGGGGGAGCCCACCUGA